GGCCCGUGGCGCACUUCAUGGUUUCUCAGAGCCUGGGCUCUGCUGGUUGCUCGGUAGCUGCUCGCCGUGGAGAGGGACGAUCUGAGUUAUGGAUUUUGAAAAUCUUUUCUCAAAACCCCCCAAUCCGGCCCUCGGCAAAAAACCGGCUGCCAACCCCGAGGAAAGAACUGUAGAUGGUCCUGAAGUUGAAGAAACACAGACAGUCAAACGGGAAGUAAAGCGGGUCUGUGGAAAAGUUCCCAAGAAAUUUAAGCGCCCUGGAAACUCUACAGCAUCACCGAAGAGCUUGCCCUGUAGAAAGUCACGGAGUAAGGACUAUGAGCCGUACAGCGAUGAGGAGACAUGCGGUCAGGGAUCAGAAAAUAAUUUUGACAAAGAGCUUCAGCGGUACAUACAAACUAAAGAGAUGGCAAGUGUUGCUCAACCCUCACUACUCCCUGAAGAAUCUGUGAAGAAAGAGGGAGCAGGAGGUACCCAGCAGACUGUCAAACAAAAAAAUAAAAAAUCUAAAGCUGGUCACAAGAAAGUUAAAGAGAAGAAAAUGAAGCAAAAGUGUCCUGGCCCUGGGAACGAUGGGUCACGUGCCUUGCUGAAGAACAGUGGCUCCCAAGACAAGGCUGAUGAGCCUGAAGAGAAGCAGCCACGUGUGAGGAUGAGUCAAGGUUUCAUCAAUCAGCACACGGUUGAGCGUAAAGGGAAGCAAGUUUGCAAAUACUUCCUUGAAAGGAAAUGUAUUAAGGGAGACCAGUGUAACUUCGAUCAUGAUGCAGAGUUAGAGAAGAAAAAGCAAAUGUGUAAGUAUUAUGUACAAGGAUACUGUACCAGAGGAGAGAACUGCCUCUAUUUGCAUAAUGAAUAUCCAUGCAAGUUUUAUCACACAGGAGCCAAAUGUUAUCAGGGUGAUCAUUGUAAUUUUUCUCAUGCCCCGCUGACUGCUGAAACACAAGAACUGUUGGCUAAAGUUUUGGGUACUGAAAAGAAGUCAUGUAAGUAGACUGGAAAGCUUGUGUAGAGGGCAGAUCUAUUCCUGUUCAAGACUUUUGAAGACUGAUGAUUUGGAAUAGUUCAUAAGGUUCCUCGGUGAAUGCACCUUUCUGUGUCGUGCUCACGUGCAGCUCCCUCUGGACACAGAGUGUUGGGUCCAGUGCUCAGCUGGAGGGUGCUUCCUGGGACAGGAGAGGGGCGCAUGCAUGCUGGCUGGCGGCAAAUGCUGUGGUGUGCUAGGUUGCCGAAGUCUCUUCCAACUGAGAUUUCCAAGUACAAGUUUUUACAAGCACAAAAUAGACAAAGAAAAGUUAAGUAAGGAUGGGAGAAAUAAUUGAAAGGAUGAUGACAGAACUGUUAGGGGGCAUGGGGUAAAAAGGAGCUACACCCCUACGUGCCAUUAAAUACUUUGCAUAGUGUUUUUAACAAUUCAAAGUUCCACUUUAUGGUUUAGCAUAGAAUGUGGUUCUGCGAUCUUUUUAAAACCAAUUUCCUGUUGGAUAUUUGUUUCUUAUUACUACUGUUUAAAUAAAAU
Messenger RNA from Acomys russatus (golden spiny mouse), 1519 nucleotides. It is a transcript of the gene Zc3h8, whose product is annotated as zinc finger CCCH-type containing 8. NCBI's taxonomy places the organism in Eukaryota, Metazoa, Chordata, Mammalia, Rodentia, Muridae. Gene Ontology annotation, cellular component: nucleus. The transcript is spliced from 9 exons. Bases 89 to 994 code for a protein of 301 amino acids. Gene Ontology annotation, biological process: negative regulation of DNA-templated transcription. Gene Ontology annotation, molecular function: metal ion binding; RNA binding. The record is from RefSeq and is a predicted model, not a curated record.